Messenger RNA from Pleurotus ostreatus (oyster mushroom), 1047 nucleotides. RefSeq lists its product as uncharacterized. NCBI's taxonomy places the organism in Eukaryota, Fungi, Basidiomycota, Agaricomycetes, Agaricales, Pleurotaceae. The record is from RefSeq and is a predicted model, not a curated record. The transcript is spliced from 2 exons. Gene Ontology annotation, molecular function: protein binding. Bases 1 to 1047 code for a protein of 348 amino acids.
AUGGAAUCGCCUCCUCUCCCUCCUGAGCUUUUCCAGAUGAUACUCGAGCUGGUCGAUGGCAAAGAGGCGCUAUUCCCUCUUCUGCUCGUAUCCCGGGCAUUCAAGGCACUUGCCGAACCCCUUCUCUAUAGGGACCUCGUGGCGACGACACACGACCUGCGUCGUUUGCAGGGGUUUUAUCUGAGGAUCACUGGGGAGAGCGAUAGGUUAUCGUCGUACGUUCAAUCGCUCACCACUUCCAUUACGGUGAAUUCGGUGUCGCUUGGCAAUCGAAAGACCGCCGCUCUCGACACUAUAUUGGCCCGCCUGCGCAAUCUGAAACGGCUGAACUUACUCUAUCAUUGGGAACCAUUUGUUGCCUUCCCGUCGCUCGCCCCUACGACUUAUCCCUUUUCUCUCACCCACUUCGCAUGUUCUAAUAAUGUACAAGACGUCGAGGCUUUCGCCCACUUCCUAGAAGCUCAACCAUCGCUAGAGUACCUUUCGCUAUCGUCCGUUGACUCGGCCAUCUCUCUUGCCCCAUCGGCAUUGCCGCGUCUACGUGUCUUACAGGCACCGCUGGUAUUUGCGGUCUCCGUCAUGUCGGGUAGAAAGGUCUCCCAUCUACUCUUGAACACGCCUGUCUUCGACGUUACGAUCAAGACGGAUGAUGCAGAAACUCACGAAGCCUUCGAUAACCUUCGAUCACUGCACUGUGUGGCAGAUGAUCUGCUUAAGCUGGCGCCCCUUGUCUCUAACGUUCGGUGUGUUUGGUUGAUGCUACGCAGUGUUGGCAUUCUGGAAGACUUUCUACCCAUCACCGAAGCGCUCGCCACUAUGCCUAUCCAGUACCUACGCCUGUCCGGAUUUAAGCCAGGUGGUAACCACAGUAAUUUUGUGGAUCAGCUGUACGAGGAGAACCGAUUUCUUCGAUCCAUCGAUUUGAAGAGGUCAUAUCCGUCCGAAUACAGUCGUUAUACUGCUGGAAAGUCUUUCCCUGUUAAAGUUGAUGUUGGUGCCUCCGCUUUUGACGAAUGGUGGCUACACGGCCAGGCUUGUCAACUUUGA